AUGCCUGAUAAAGAUAAAAACAUAGUAAAAUUCAACAACUUUCAUAAACAACAGCCUGUGCCAUUUGUGAUCUAUGCAGACUUUGAGGCUAUAACAGAAAAGAUAUCGGGUUGUCAACCUAAUGAUGAUAAAUCAUAUACAAAUGCAUAUCAAAAACAUACUGAUUGUGGUUUUGGUUAUAAGGUUGUCUGUUGUUAUGAUGAUAAAUAUAGUCAACCCCUGAAAAUAUAUAGAGGUGAAAAAGCUGUUUAUACAUUCAUGGAAUACCUUUUAGAUGAAGUUAAAUAUUGCAAGAAAGUUAGGAAAAAAGAAUUCAAUAAACCAUUGAUAAUGACAAAGGAAGAUGAAGAGAAAUUUCUAAAAGCUAAUGAAUGUUAUAUUUGCAACAAGAAAUAUACUGAUAAAGAUAUUAAAGUCAGAGACCAUUGCCACAUCACAGGUAAAUAUAGAGGAUCAGCACAUCAAGAAUGCAAUCUGCAACUUAGAUUAAACCCUGAAGAAGUUAAAAUACCCGUUAUAUUUCAUAAUUUGAGAGGGUAUGAUAGUCAUUUUAUAAUGCAAGAGAUUGGAGCCAUUUUUAAGAACCAUACAUAUAAAAAUAAUAAAGGAGAAGAGAAACAGAUGAAUAUAAAUGCAAUUCCAAAUAAUAUGGAAAAAUAUAUGGCAUUCAUGUUAGGUAAUCACUUAACAUUUAUUGAUAGUUUCCAGUUUAUGAGUUCAAGUUUAGAAAAACUUGUGAGUAAUUUAUCAAAAGAAUCAUUAAAGUAUACAAGCAAAAGUUUUAAAGGUGAGAAACUUGAUUUGAUGAGAAAGAAUGCUAAAAAUGCUUUUGAAAAAGAGUUCUUCAAGUUAAUGAAUAAUAGUGUAUUUGGUAAAACUAUGGAAAACAUCAGAAAGCGAGUUGAUGUUAGACUUGUAACUGAUGAGAAAAAACUGUUGAAGCUAACCAGUAAACCAACUUAUGUUAGUUGUAAGAUAUUUAAUGAAAAUCUAGUUGCUGUUCAUAAGAUCAAAGAAACAAUUACUCUAAACAGGCCGGCAUAUGUGGGCAUGUCCAUCUUAGAUCUAAGCAAGACUUUAAUGUAUGAUUUUCAUUAUAAAUAUAUUAAAAAGAAUUAUGGAGAAAAAGCUAUGUUAUUAUUCACUGAUACAGACUCUCUAACUUAUGAAAUUGAAGCUAAUGAUGUUUAUAGAGAUUUUUGGAUUGAUAAAGAUAAAUUUGACAACAGUGACUACCCUGAAGGCUCACCUUAUUUUGAUAAGACAAAUAAGAAAGUAAUUGGAAAAUUUAAAGAUGAAGCUGCUGGAGUUCCUAUUUGUGAAUUUGUUGGUUUAAGAUCAAAAAUGUAUAGUUGUAUAAAAGAUAAUGAAAAAGGAGGUAAAACUGCUAAAGGAAUCAAGAAGAAUGUUAUUAAGAAUAACAUAACACAUGAAAACUAUAGAGAUACACUCUUCAAUAAUAAACAGAUGCAUCAUAAAAUGAAAACUAUCAGAAGUGAAAACCAUCAACUUGGAAGUUAUCAAAUCAAUAAAGUAUCACUCAGCUGUUUUGAUGAUAAAAGAUAUAUACAUGAUGAUGGAAUAACAAGUUAUGCAUAUGGACAUUUUAAAAUAUCAGAUAAAGUUCCCAAUAGAAUAUAA
Messenger RNA from Pocillopora damicornis (cauliflower coral), 1641 nucleotides. RefSeq lists its product as uncharacterized. NCBI's taxonomy places the organism in Eukaryota, Metazoa, Cnidaria, Anthozoa, Scleractinia, Pocilloporidae. The record is from RefSeq and is a predicted model, not a curated record.